GUGGCUCACUCGUAGCUUGCUGCCCAGCAGGAAGGACAGAAGAACCAGGAUCCGGCAUGUCGGACCAGUCGGCGUUUGAGACGGACGUAUGGACCCUGACCCGGUUCGUCAUCGAGACGGGGCGCCAGGCUAAAGGGGCGACGGGUGAGCUGACCCAGCUCAUCAACGCCAUGCUGACGGCAAUCAAAGCAAUUUCAUCUGCUGUGCGUAAGGCAGGCUUGGCCCACCUGCACGGUCUGGCGGGCGCUGUGAACGUGACGGGGGACGAUGUGAAGAAGCUGGACGUGCUGUCGAACGACCUGGUCAUCAACAUGCUGCAGGCCUCCUACAGCACCUGCUGCAUGGUGUCUGAGGAGAACAAGGAGCUCAUCGUCACCCCCAAGGAGAAGAGGGGGAAGUAUGUGGUCUGCUUCGACCCUCUGGACGGCUCCAGUAACAUCGACUGCUUGGCGUCCAUCGGCACCAUAUUCGCCAUCUACAAACGGAUCUCAGAGGGGGAGCCCACCGAGAAAGACGCCCUGCAGCAGGGCAACAACAUCGUGUGCGCCGGCUACGCCCUCUAUGGCAGCGCCACCCUGGUGGCCCUCAGCACGGGCGCCGGGGUCAACUUCUUCACACUCGAUCCUGCCGUCGGCGAGUUCAUCCUGACUGAAAGGAGCGUAAGGAUCAAGCCCAAGGGGAAGAUCUACAGUCUGAACGAGGGCUAUGCCAAGUACUUCCACCCCUCCAUCAAUGAAUACCUCAAACACAAGAAGUACCCCGAGGAUGGCAGUUCGCCCUACGGAGCGAGAUACGUGGGCUCGAUGGUCUCAGACAUUCACCGCACCAUCGCUUACGGAGGGAUCUUCAUGUAUCCAGCCAAUGAGAAGAGCCCAAAGGGAAAGCUGCGGCUGCUUUACGAGUGCAACCCCAUCGCCUUCAUCAUCGAGCAAGCCGGUGGCCUCGCCACCACCGGCACUCAGAGGAUACUGGACGUUCAGCCCGAAUCGCUCCACCAGCGGGUGCCCUUUGUCGUCGGCUCACCUGAUGACGUCAACGAGUACCUGUCCUUCGUCAAGAAGUUCUCAUAAAGCUGCGGGAGCUUCGAUUGGCUCGACUUACAGAACAUGAAGAUUCUUAAAAUGUGGUUUUCUCACAGUCGUGACCUGAUGUUGUUUUCUGCUUUAACUAUAACAGCUAAAUAUUCAGCUUAACCUUAAAUAAAUAGA
This is a messenger RNA of Pelmatolapia mariae (spotted tilapia), 1208 nucleotides long. RefSeq names its product fructose-1,6-bisphosphatase 2 (gene fbp2). Gene Ontology annotation, biological process: sucrose biosynthetic process; fructose 6-phosphate metabolic process; fructose metabolic process. The transcript is spliced from 7 exons. The coding region runs from base 57 to 1070 and encodes 337 amino acids. Gene Ontology annotation, cellular component: cytosol; cytoplasm. The record is from RefSeq and is a predicted model, not a curated record. NCBI's taxonomy places the organism in Eukaryota, Metazoa, Chordata, Actinopteri, Cichliformes, Cichlidae. Gene Ontology annotation, molecular function: fructose 1,6-bisphosphate 1-phosphatase activity.